Messenger RNA from Numida meleagris (helmeted guineafowl), 6579 nucleotides. RefSeq names its product general transcription factor IIIC subunit 1 (gene GTF3C1). Gene Ontology annotation, biological process: 5S class rRNA transcription by RNA polymerase III; transcription initiation at RNA polymerase III promoter. The coding region runs from base 50 to 6499 and encodes 2149 amino acids. NCBI's taxonomy places the organism in Eukaryota, Metazoa, Chordata, Aves, Galliformes, Numididae. The transcript is spliced from 37 exons. Gene Ontology annotation, molecular function: DNA binding. Gene Ontology annotation, cellular component: transcription factor TFIIIC complex. The record is from RefSeq and is a predicted model, not a curated record.
UCACUUCCGGUGCGCCGCCGCCCGGUGCCGGAAGUGAGCGGCGCGGAGCAUGGAGGCUCUGUGGGCGCUGCUGGACGAGGUGGCCCUGGAGGGUCUGGAUGGCAUCACCCUGGGAGCGCUGUGGCAGCGCCUGGCCGCCCGCACGCCGCCCUUCCCGCUGCCGCUGGAGCCCGCCACGAGGCAGCUGCUGUGGGCCGCGCUUAGCGCCCAGCCCGACGUCCGCUUCUACCUGCUGCCGCGGGCGCGGCCGCCGCUCCGCCUGCACGACCGGUAUGAGGAGAUAGACCUCGAGACGGGGAUACUGGAAACCAAGAGGGAUCCCCUGCCGUUGGAUGACAUCUAUCCUGUCCACAUGAUUUUGGAUGAUAAAGAUGGCCUGCAGGGUUCCUGCCAGUACUUCAAAGAGAGAGUGGACAUCACCGAUCAGAUAAGAAGGAAGGACUUGCAGCCUUGCUGUACCUACACAGAAGCUGUUGAAAAAUGGGGAGAGAAGCUGGUCAUCGUGGCUUCCCAGGACCAACGCUACAGAGCCUUGAUAGGCUGGGAGGGGGAUCCCGACUUAAAGCUCCCUGAUUUCUCCUACUGCAUCUUGGAGCGCCUGGGGCGUGCCAGGUGGCAAGGAGAGCUUCAGAGAGAUCUUCACAGUGGGGCUUUCAAAGUGGAUGCUGGAAAAAUUCAUUAUCACCGAAGAGUAUUGGACAGAAAUGGUCUCAUAACAAUGCAGUCUCAUGUGAUAAGACUACCAAGUGGGGCACAGCAACACUCGAUUCUUCUGCUCCUGACUCGCUUUCAUGUUGAUAGGAGGAGUAAAUAUGAUAUUCUGAUGGAGAAGCUCUCCAGUAUGCUAAGUGCUCGUUCAAACCAGAUGGAAACAUUAGGAAACUUGAGGGAAGAAUUGGGUCUCUGUGAGAGAACUUUCAAACGUCUCUAUCAAUAUAUGAUGAAUGCUGGCCUAGCCAAGGUGAUAUCCAUCCCACUGCAAGAGAUACACCCCAACGGAGGGCCCUACAAGACAAAGAAAGGUACUGAUGUCAUGGUGCGUUGCCUUAAAUUACUAAAAGAAUUUCGGAAGAAAAUGGAAGAUUAUCACGAUGAUGAUGAAGAAGAGAUCACAAAAGUUGUUCAGCCUGUGGAUAUUGUUUGCGAAAGGGAUAUGCUCACCCAGGCUUAUGAGCUAAUUGAAAGUAGAGGAACCAAAGGUAUUUCUCAGGCAGAACUUCGGUUGGCUAUGAACGUGGGGAAGCUGGAAUCAAGGAUGCUCUGUCGUCUUCUGGAGAGGUACAAAGUUGUCAAAGGUUUUAUGGAGGAUGAAGGUCGGCAAAGGACAACAAAGUAUAUUUCAUACAUUUUUGCAGAGGAGAGCGAUUUAAAUCGUCAGUUUGAGAGAGAGAAGGCUCGGAGUGAGCAGUUAGCUACAGUUACUUUGGCUCUAGUGCCGGAAGAUUCCCCACCGCUGGAAGAUGCUUUCCCUGGAGAGGAGGACACUUUGGUCUCCGAGUCUGACAACGAAGAAGAAGUGAAAUAUGGCAAGAAGAGAGGAAAAGGCCAGAAGGCCAGUUCAGGUCCUCUGUUGAAAUUAACUUCCCAGGAUGCUGCUCAUCAGCCAACACCAGCUAAAGGCUCGAAGCCAACAGCUGUGAAGUCCCUGGGGAAGAAGCCGCCUUCCCCUCCAGUUCUUGAAGAACCUGAUGAACUCCCAGACAGCUUUUCAGGAAAGAGUUCUACUUUGGAGACUGUAAAGCAGGAGUCUGGCCUUUCCACCUGCCCUCCUCUCACUGAUGAAGAUGGAGAUGUGGCUGUGAUUGAGGAGGUCAGACUUGAAGAUCCUAAGAAGAUGUGUGACCAAAAGAAGGAAAAGCGUUCCAGAGCUGCAGCAGUUGAGCGAUCUCGUGAAACGUACAGACUGCUGAAGCGCCGAAACCUCAUCGUGGAAGCUGUCCGAAACCUCCGGCUGAUUGAAAGCUUGUUCACGCUUCAGAAAAUGGUCAUGGAUCAAGAGAAGCAAGAAGGAGUCUCCACUAAGUGCUGCAAAAAAUCUAUCAUCCGACUGGUACAGAAGCUUUCACAAGAAGGACUCCUCCGAAUCUAUCGUACUACAGUCAUUCAGGAUGGCAUUAGUAAAAAGGUAGAGUUUGUCGUUCAUCCUUCAGUGAGUCCUAGUGAUCCGCUUGUAAGAAGUGCCAUUGAGCAGGUGCGUUUCCGGAUCUCCAAUUCAAGCACAGCAAGCAGGGUUAAAGUUCCCCAGACACCAUCAUCCCAGGACCAUGGUGAGGAAGAAAACCUGGGGCAAGAGGCAUUUCCUGAGUCAGGAGAUAGACAAGAAAGCUCAUGUAAAGAUGAAAAUAAUAGUCGGGCAGAGAAAACUGAUGAAAAAAUGGGCAUAACACAACUGAAAAACUAUCACCCUGUUACAGUUCCAGGACUCGGACGUUCUCUUGGCUUUCUUCCCAAAAUGCCCCGUUUAAGAAUAGUCCACAUGUUCCUCUGGUACUUAAUUUAUGGACACCCUUUAAAUGGAACAGACCGAAAAAGAAGUGGUGAUGGUAAGAAAAAAGGCAGCAAACAAAGGCAGAGUGUGAAUGAAGGCCAGACAGAUGGAACUGUACAAAUCAUGAAAACUGUGACAAAUCCUGAAACUGCUGCCCAGGACUCAGAAGUAGAAUUGUCCAAUCAAACAGUGUAUGUGGAUGACACAUCUUGGAUGCGCUAUGUCCCUCCUCUGCCAGUUCACAGAGAGUUUGGAUUUGGAUGGGCUCUUGUUAGUGACAUUCUUCUCUGCUUGCCUCUCUCACUCUUUGUUCAGAUAGUGCAAGUGAGCUAUAAGGUGGAUGGUCUGGAAGAUUUUUUAAACGAUCCAGUAAAAAAGCACACACUGAUCAGAUUUCUCCCAAGGUCAGUCCGACAGCAGCUUCUCUACAAAAGGAGAUACAUCUUUUCGGUGGUAGAAAACCUUCAGAGGUUGUGUUAUAUGGGACUGAUACAGUUUGGCCCAACAGAGAAGUUUCAAGAGAAAGACCAGGUGUUUGUGUACAUGAAGAGGAACGCUGUGAUUGUUGACACCACCAUCUGUGAUCCCCACUAUAACUUGGCUCAAAGCAGCCGCCCCUUUGAGAGGCGCCUGUACGUCCUGAACACCAUGCAGGACGUGGAGAACUUCUGGUUUGAUCUGCAGUGUGUCUGCCUUAAUACACCACUGGGAGUUGUCCGCUGCCCUCGUUCAAAGAGAAGUAAUCCUCAAGAGGAGGAGGCUGCGCUGGCAAUGGAGCAGCAGUCAGCAGUGGAUAAGCACAAUCUGGAACGCAAGUGUGCCAUGCUGGAAUACACCACAGGCAGCCGAGAAGUGGUUGAUGACGGAACUAUCCCAGGGGAUGGGCUAGGAGCUGCAGGUCUGGAUUCCAGCUUUUAUGGGCAUUUAAAACGCAACUGGAUCUGGACAAGCUACAUCAUCAAUAAGACUAGGAAGGAAAAUACAGUUUCUGAGAAUAGACUGACCAUGAGACUCCAAACCUUCCUGACAAAGCACCCUCUUCCACUCAGUACUGGAGGUAACAAAAUUAACAUUCUGGGAGAAGCAAAGGUAGGACCUGAAUCUGUUGUCCAGAAAAAGGAACGUAUUGAAAUAAGUCAAGAAGCUACCCAGGAUCGAAACAAACGAGUGAGAGGUGGGAAGAACCAAAAGAGGAAGAGGCUUAGGAAAGACACUGGAAAGACAAUAAAGAAGAAGAAGAAAGAAGAAAAAUCUGUAGAAAAAAGCAAAAGGCUGCGCUACCAUGAUGAAGCUGACCAGAGUGCCCUGCAGAGAAUGACACGUCUGCGUGUCACCUGGACGGUGCAAGAAGACGUCCUGCUCAUGCUGUGCCGGAUUGCCAGUCACGUGCUGAAUGCAAAGGUAAAAGGGCCCUUUGUUCCAUGGCAAGUAGUUCGGGACAUCAUGCAUGCCAGUUUUGAGGAGUCCCUCGAUAAAACUUCCCAUUCUGUUGGACGAAGAGCUCGUUACAUUGUCAGAAAUCCCCAGACCUAUCUUAACUACAAAGUUUGCCUUGCUGAGGUUUACCAAGAUAAAGCCCUCAUUGAUGAAUUCAUGAAUAGAGAAAAUAACUACGAAGAACCACAGGUUUGUGCAGCAGAGUUUAAGCAGUUUGUGGAAAGGCUGAAAGCAAAAUUCAGUUCAACUCUGGGGAACCCCAAACUGGAAAUCCCUGAUACGUUACAGGAACUCUUUGCCAGAUUUCGAGUUAUGGCAAUUGGAGAAGACACAAACCAAACCACCAAAGAGGACAGUCUCAGUAGUGUCUACGAUAUUCAUUUCCUAGUGCUACAGAAUCUUAUACAGAGCACUUUGGCACUCUCAGAUAACCAGAUGAAAUCUUGCCAGUCGUUUCAGACAUUUCGUUUGUACCGCGAGUACCGGGAUGACAUUCUUGUGAAGGCUUUCCUGGAGUGCCAGAAGAGAAGCUUGGUCAACCGUCGUCGUGUGAACCAUACUCUGGGCCCAAAGAAAAGCCGGGCUCUGCCUUUUGUAGCCAUGUCCUAUCAGCUGUCCCAAAGUUACUACAGAGUUUUCACCUGGCGGUUUCCCAGCACGAUUUGCACAGAGUCCUUCCAGUUCCUCGAGAAGCUCAAGGAUAUAGAAAAAGCCGACCAGCCAGAUAACUUCUCCUUUAAAGAUCAAGAAAGCAAAGCAUCAGAAGGCAUGAUUGCAUUUCCUAUGGAUGGACCUGGUGGCCACUGUGUGGCAAUGCUUUCCCUGUUCUCCCUGGGACUUGUAUCUGUGAACGUGAGAAUCCCAGAGCAGAUAGUUGUGGUGGACAGCACUAUGGUGGAAAACGAAGUGAUAAAAAGUUUGGGAAAAGACGGACUUGAGGAGGAGGAAGAGGAGGAGGAUGACUUAGAUGACAGCUCUGGAGGCAAACGGAGAAUAGAAGUAAAAGCUCGUCAAGCAUCUCAUACCAAUUACUUACUGAUGAGAGGCUACUAUGCCCCUGGAAUUGUCAGCACACGCAAUCUGAGCCCCAGUGACAAUAUCGUGGUCAAUUCCUGCCAGGUGAAGGUUAAGCUGCGCUGUACACCACUUCCAGGAAGACUCAGCUCUCCAGUUUCUUCUCCGCUCGAUAACAUGGCUCUGGGAGUCUCCUCCCUUCCCAAAACUUUUACCAGGCUGAUAAAAAUCCAAGAAGAAAAUUAUAACGUUGAUCAGUUUCUUCGUGAGUGUACAGAAAGCUAUGGCUACAAUCCCAGAGACGUAGCUGCUGUUUUGGAGAUCCGUAGUGCGAUAGAGGCUGCCUCCCACUUCGGGGUUUGCAAAGCUGAGCUGGGCAAACAGUUCUGCAGCUACGAAGAGGUGGAACCUGCACGCACCAGGAACUUGCAGCAGUACAUUCAGGACCUGAUUGAAAUGGAGCAGGUUUUAGAAGUAGGAGGCAAUAGUGUAAGACUGGUUGCAAUCGUGUUUGCCAGGCCGUGGCUAUUGCAUUCAGUGUGUCCAGUGAAUAAACCAGAUGAUUCUGGUGAGCAGCGUGCAGACACAGCCCUCUCAGAGGUACAACAGGACUGCACGCUGUCAGCACCAGCCAAGGGGCAGGAAUGUUCAGGAGAGGAGGAGCAGCUGGGAGAAGACACAAACCAUCCCAGUGACGGAGAACCCCCAAGGAAGAGAUGCAGGACUCAAAGCGAUGGCCUUCAAGAUGGUGACCAACUCUGCCAGGGUUUGCAGAGCGGUUUGCUAAGUACAAAUGAAAGUAACUUGGAUGCAGAUAUUACCGAUCCUGUUACAGUGAAGGAAUCUUUAAUCCCAGAUGGGGAAACGGGCUCCCUGGGAGAGCAGGCAGAACAUACAGCUGAAGGCCCUGCAUGUAUUUCAGACAUUGUCAGUGUGGACAUGCCCAAGGAUCAAGAGAAGCCUUGUUCUGAGGACAAACAGCUUGAAGAAGGGAAUGAUGAUCUCAGCACUGAGCACAACAAGCACAUCCCUAGCCUUGAACGCUCCGCCACAGAGCAGGAUGACGAUGUUUCCCAUUUGCAGGAGAACCCAGAGGUCUCUAAAGGCAGUUCUGUGCCAGGCGUGUCCCAGGCAGCUGCGGACAGGCCCUGUGAGAAUGUGUGCUUCAUCGGGAGACCGUGGAGGAUUGUGGAUGGGAACCUGAACAAACCCGUGUGCAAGGGGAUGAUGGAAGCCGUGCUGUAUCACAUCAUGACAAAGCCAGGCAUAACGGAGAGCAUGCUGCUGCAGCAUUACACGGGGACACUGCAGCCCGUUGCUGUCCUGGAGAUCCUGCAGGGCCUGGAAGCUCUGGGCUGCAUCAGGAGGUUCCACAUGAAGAAGGCGCCCGCAGCGUCGCUCUUCUCUCGGCCGCUUAUAGAAGAGCAGCUGGACAAUCCCCAGCUGAGCCACAGCUCCGCAGCGUUCUAUGAGCCCACCAUAGACUGCACCCUGCGCCUGGGGAGGGUGUUCCCCAGUGAAGUGAACUGGAACAAAUGGGUGCAGGUCAUCCACGUCUAGGAGAUGUAAACCUGAAUCUCGUCACGUGGGUUUCCCCCUUGAACGUUAACGUGGAUUAAAUGCUAUAAUUCAUCGCUCCA